GUCUGGCGAGCACCGACUCCCUCAUUUUCUUCUCCCACUACCGGUACAGCCAUCGUCCAUAAGAACCUGAAUGGGGAGAGCAUUCAGAUACCAGUCUGUUCUUUCGUUCAUUGGUCUCGAAUCUCGGAGUGUUGAACGCACUCUGCGCUCGCUGUAAUACGACCGGCAUAGUCGGCAAUUGACCAGCACCAUGUCAGAAGGCACCCUCAACAAUCGUUUGCGCCUCGCAUCAUUCCGUACACAGCUGCAUACGUCGAAUACCCAUGAUACGCCUGGUGUUGCAAUCGACGACGCGGUCGCAGACCAUCCGGACGACGGGCUGUUGAUGGCGGUGACAGACCCGGAGGCAACACGUGUAUAUGGGGAAGUUGAAGGUGAUUCAGAAGGAGAGGGUGAUAUGGGAGAGGAUAUGGAGGUUGAGGAGGGGGAAGAAUGGAGCGACGCGGUGGACGCGCCGGUCAGAGGUGUCCAUCCACAAGACGAAGAGGACGACGUGUUCAGUACCCCUAUGCCAUCGCAUGCAUCAUUCGAGGGAGACCACUUGCCACCAUUACCUCAGGACAUUGGGGCUGGACCUAGUCGCCCCACCUCCGGUCGAUCCUCCGAUUCUCCUCAUCCUAUACCUACAUCUACACUUCCCCGAAUGUCCACAGUAUCGGAACCCGUGAUGCGAAGAACAUCUUUAGACGGAUUGUUUCCGCCACCAAGAUUAUCUGCAGAUGCCAUUGUAGAGAGACGGGAGGAUGCUCCUCAUGCUUCGCCCACCAGUAGAUCUGAGAGACAAGCGCGACGGCGGUCAUUUGAUCCUCGAACUGCCUUGGGCAAAUUGAACUUCAUACGAACUACCCGCUCUACCGAAAUAUUGGACACACCUCCCGUGCCGCCUAUUCCCCCGCCCGCCCCGCUUGCACCUUCUCAGACCCCGCCAAGUAGCCGCCGAAGAGUUGAUGGACGUUCUCGCUCACCUGCUCAUAGUGGAAUCGACCCAACACCAACUUCACCACCACCACCAUUACCGGCGCCAUCACUGACAGAGCUUGGCCUUCAGCUCAAACCAGUAACCCCUCUUCUUGCAGCAGCACAUUUGGGAGGCGUCCCAACAAGCGGAUGCCUUCUGAGUCCAGGUUACUUGCUACUCUGUCAUAAUGAUGGUCUGGAUGUUGUUCCCCUCUACGCCCCACCAGCAGCACGGGCAUAUGCACUGAUUCGCGGGGUGCCGUUCAAGAGCGUUCUCGUCAUGGAUAUGCUAGGAUUUCUUGUUGCAAUCGCUGGACGUCGCGAAGGAGUACGGGUGUAUGCUCUCUCUGACAUCAAACGCGCCAUAGAGCUUCGAAUGGAUGCCGAGCGUCAAAAAGAAAGUGCGAAGCGGAAGACCAUUCUCAUGGAGCCUUUGUCGAACAAGAUGAAAAAGGUCCCUUCAAGGCCAGAAAGCGCGACUUCACCCAUUCGGUCUCCGUCAGCAAUGGGACCUGUCGGAAAACUGCCGCCCGUUCCUCCAACAUCAUCUUCCCAGCGUGUUCAGCCUCGCCUUAGACUGCAGACGCAACGGAGUAACGUAUCUGGGCGUGCGGACUCCCCUGUCCACUCCCUUGCGCACCAACCCUCUGUGAGCAGCAUUCGAAUGAGUACAGGGCGCACUUCCCGCCUCUCUGCCACGGGAAAGGACAAAGAAAAGACCGAAUGGGUAGAGAAUGAGACGCUUGAAGUGCGUGCAGACAGCGAAAGCGAGGACGAAGGCUAUGUCUCUGUUCCGGGGCCAUCUGGUGAACGAACUGAAACACCAUCUCCGAUUCCGCCAAUCAGCACUAGCAAUAGUUUCAGUGGUCGUCGUAGACGACCUGCUGAUCUACAACUCGACACUCUCAGCCCACACAAUGGGAUGGUCCUCAUUUCGGACCCUCUGCCGUCUCCUGCCCCUAGCAUGGUCAGCAUGCGGGAGGCGCUUGCUGCUGGACCCACGCCUGCCCGCUCCACUAAUCCAAGUACCUCUGGUCGCGAAGUUGUCGGCCUUGCCGACCUCUUGCGAGACAGUCGCAUUCCCGAUCUACCACCUGCUGGGACCAGGCUACCGCAGAACACUACAUUCACGCGCGAUAGAACAACUGGCGCGACGACCCUUGUGACCACCGGCCGUACGGCAACACCGACCAGCUUGUCUCCAGACACAAUUUCACCUGCUACCGCCCCUAUGCGUUGGGGUGCAAAUGCCGAAGCCAGCCUUAGUGCUGUCCACCUUGCGCCACCUAUAAGUGCUACAACGCCUAGGAGUGCCAGACAAAGGUGGUCUCUCCUGGGAGGGAACGGAUUGCUCACCAGCUCGCCCCCCACAUCACCCAUGGUGCCCCCUGAAAGUGCUCUCUCUGAGUUUAACCCGUCACUUCCACCCAGCCGACCACCGUCUGUACCCCCGCGCCCUCCUUCUACGACCCCCCUUGCCACCCCUCGUCACUCGAGGGGAUUAUUCCCUCGGCUAUUCACGAAUGGUUUCAAGCCAAAGGGCUCAUCUGAACCGAAUCCGAAAAGAAAUGGAGCGACGACCCCUCAAGGACAAGGUUAUAUCCAGGCGAACGGGAAGUUGGAGCACAUUAAAUUAGAAGGAACGAGAGGCGCUUACCUGAUCAAGUCGGUGCAAACGAACCGAAAGAGCUUCCUUGCCAUCCUGUGUGGUGAAGAUGGGAAGAAGGUUGAGCUCUUCACGGGGUCGUCCAAAUCUGCCUCAUUGUCUCUGGCUCGAACAUUCAUCCUUCCCGAUUCUCCUCUCUCAUUGGAGUUGCAAGUCCAGGGCGAAGAUCUGGCCGAGCUCUUCUUAAUAUUCUCAGAUAGUGUUUUUGCUUUGGAGCCUGCCAGCGUGCGCGUGCGUCAAGUCAACAUUGCCCGGGCCGAACGACGGGCCGCACGGAGACGCAGAGAACGAGAAAGGGCUGGGAGCGAUGCUGCAGAGCUGAACAACGUACAACAGACCCCUGUUGCUAAUUCUUUCCCUCUCCCCGAUCCCACACCGAACAGAAUGCAGUCUCUCCUGCCACCGCCACCUCCCUAUUCCACACAGGCCCCCGUUUUGACUACGAAAGUGACAUCCACUGUCACCGCUGGCCCGGCCUUGGAUCGAGAGGGUGCCCGACGGAGGAGACGCAGGCGGAGCACUGGAUUUGAAGGAACCACGAACGGAACUGAAUUGCGCGGACCGAAUCAGAAGUCGAGCCCCAGUGCUCCCUCCUACACGACGUUUCAGCAAUUAUUCUUCUCUCCCACUUUCCCUCUGGGAACCUUGGCAGAAGAUUGGAUCAUUCCCCCUUCGUAUCCGUCAUUUGUCAAACACAAAGAAUGGCUGCAAAAUAAUCUGGAGAAAGAUGACAGUGAUCAAGAUAGGGACGUUACGCAGCCGCCAGCUGAGUAUAUGUACAAUCUCUGGCAUGGCAUUAUGAACUCGUGGCCUCGACGUGGCAGCCUUAGGGAGGGACUAUUACAGACACUUCCGGAGUCCAGCACCGUUACCUUGGAGGACUAUUUUUUACCCCCUGUCUCUCUCCUUGCCCAGCCGUCACACUAUGGACCACCUUCGCUUUUUUUCUGCUCUCGUGGUGGAUUGAGCACAGCCAUCGUGGACCACAAAGGGAAAUCCGUUCUUCUAGACAAGUUCCAUUGGUCCUCGCCCUCUACAUCUGCUCUGAAGGAUAAAUAUGCUCGACGUCCAGCUGGACUCGGCGACGUUCAGAAGGUUGAAGCAUUUGAUGGCCACAAUAAUGGUGCUGUACUUGUUGCUAUUCGAGACUCAGGACUUGAAGCAGUCGACAUCGCUGAUGCCCUGCUGACCCCUUCUACCACAGCCGGUAUCGCCCCGGCAGCGGCUGGGUCUUAUAGUCGUCGGUUGACAUGGUCGUGGGAUGUUGCAGACCCCUUUCCUUCAAAUGCCGAUUCUGCUGGCCCGAACUCUGCCUCCCCUACGGAUCCUCGAGCCUUGGCCGCAGCGAAGCUGAAUGGUGUAAUCAACUCGCCAAUCCGCUCGGCUACACAACCAGGCCGUGACUAUCACAAUAAUCAAUUUAUCUCCUAUCUGGGGCGUGAGGGGAGUCGCGUUUACAUGUGCACGCGCAGUGCGCACAUGUUCCGCGUCAUUUGCCUACAGCCCUCCGUUGCAUAGACUCCCAUAGGCUUUUAUUUUUCCUUACCCUUACUUAUUCGUCUUGUGUCUCUUCCAGUGGUUUCGCUUAGUCCACGCAUUGUUCGAUACAUCCAUCACUGCAUGCUUCCUGUCUUCUGCAUUAUCCGGAACGUGUUGGACCUUGUACAGUUGACUAUAUACCUAGAAGUUCCAAGCGUGCCAAUGUA
Molecule: messenger RNA, 4329 nt
Organism: Dacryopinax primogenitus
Lineage: Eukaryota; Fungi; Basidiomycota; Dacrymycetes; Dacrymycetales; Dacrymycetaceae
Exons: 4
Coding region: 191-4141 (1316 amino acids)
Source: RefSeq, a predicted model, not a curated record